CUCGGAAAUCAAACGAGGAUGAAUUUUCCCGGAAAUCGAACGGGGGAUGGGUUUUCUUGGGAAUCAAACGCUUUUGCAUGUCUUAUAGCUUUUGUGUACUCUUAAAAAAAAAAGAAAAAAGUGAAAUACGAAGGAACAAAAAAAAACACAGAAGACAAAAGAAGUCGUGGUGGACUCGUGGUGAUGGUGGGAGCUGAGAAGAAGUUAAAAAAAGAGAAGACAGAGGAAAGGAGCAUACUUGAGAGACGAAGCUGCUGUGACGACGAAGUGGAGGACACCAAAGAGAAGCUGCCGCCGGAGAGAGUGCCGAUCUUCAAAAGUGAUGGUGGCGCCGACGUAUGUGAGAUCCACAGAGGCUUACGCCUCAAUCCUUGGGGCGUAAAAGGCAAACCAAAGCUCACCUCAAGUUCGCCUCAGACUCUAAAGGCGAACGCCUUUCGGGAGUCCCGCGGCCUGCCCCCCUCGCCUUGGGAGGCACGCUUUGAAAACCUUGUAUCCACAUUAUGAAAUUUUAGACAACCCCAUCAGGAAAAAGACUUCUAUUUUGAAGUUUUCUGUGAGUUAAUUUCAGAGGAGGAGUUUAAGAAGAGCUAUUGUCAUUUUGGCAGCCAAUUUGGAUUCCCAUGACCUGUUCUGCAACUUUGUUCUUCAUAUCUUAAACUGCAAUGCAGUACUUCAGUCUCUGGUGGCCCUUGUUAGUUGUCUGCAACAACUGCUCUGCAAUAUGCUCUCCUUUCAGAGGUUGAAAUAGGUAUUUUCAGAGGAUGACUAAAACCGAGACCAUGCAUUUUUGUUUGUAAGGAUGGAAAUGGUUGGUGAAUCUCAACUUUUUGUUCGAUGAGUCAUCCAUGGGUCAUCCAACAAGAAGAAAGGCACGCCCAUUAGAUCUUUAAAGAAUUUCUUAUAAAGAAAGCGGUUGUGAAUAAGACCCAGUUCUUCUUUGGUGAAAUCAUCCAAGAUGUUAUAGAAAAGGGUUGUAUUAGAUUAAAGGAGGCCAUUUCUUGGGAUUCCCUUGAAGUGGGGCUGCUUCAAAGGAAAUUGUAGGAUUGAUUUAUAUGAAAGCAGGUAUAAUUUGGAUAACUCAAACCACCUACGUCAAAGUUUCUUAUGGGGGAGAUAGAUGGAUUAUUUGCUUAGAGUAGACUUAAGGUGGCAUAAAUUGGCUCAAAAGUUGAUCAAAACUGUGUUUGUGCAAAGUCAGUUGUAUGGAUCACCAUUCAGUUUCUCAUUGACAAAAAUUUAUACAAAGGUUUUUACUGUGCAGAGCAUUGUUUGCUUUAAGUAAAUACAUCUGAUGAAGCAGAGGAGAAGAAAUAUUUGUGUUUCAAUCACAUUUGAGAUUGAGCCUGUUGAAGACAGUUGAAGGCCUUUUGGUAAUUCAAGAACCCCAUAAACCAGAAAUUAAAAUUAUCAACAGUAACUAUUUCCAUGUACUUCUGAGAUGGCUUUGUCAUAUUCUUACUUCUGUCGGCUCUCUUUAUCUUUCUUAGUGGGAUUGAGGUCUGUACAAAACAAAAGUUUUGCUUAGAGAUUAACAAGCACAGUAAGAGAAAGAAAUUGAUAUAUAUAGAGAGUUUUAUAUGUAACUUACCUUGUAAUGGAAUUUAACCAAUUCACUAUUUGGAGAAUUGAAUUUGACUGAGUUCUCACUGGAAAAUGCAACCCUUGAAGGGGAGGCCAUCUAUAGGGCCAGCUGUCGAUAAAUAGCAUUGGGAAGUCUUCAACAGCUUCUCUCCUUGCUGAAGUUUGCUUGAAAACUCUCUUCACCCCUCCUAGUUGAAGAAUUCUUGCCCCCCAGCUCAACUUCCCCUUCAUAGUUUCAGAGAUCUUACAACCUAUUGUCACUGCAUUUGGGAAAAUAUAAACCAAAUUGAGUUAUUGA
Molecule: messenger RNA, 1882 nt
Organism: Vitis riparia (riverbank grape)
Lineage: Eukaryota; Viridiplantae; Streptophyta; Magnoliopsida; Vitales; Vitaceae
Exons: 2
Coding region: 184-507 (107 amino acids)
Source: RefSeq, a predicted model, not a curated record